AUGGAAGAAUCCAACAAUGAGGCGAUGGCCGUUGGGUUGGAACUGUUGGAAGAACGAAGAGAAAUGGCUUUUGUGCGUAUGAUAGCGCAGAAGCAGAAGGUUGAAAGAUAUUUCAACAGAAAAACAAACUUGAGGCAUUUCAUGGUUGGGGAUUACGUCCUCCGGAAGGUCACCCUCGCAACACGGGACGCCAGCAGGCGCUCAUUAAAAUCAUCGAGUACCUUAAAGAAGAAUGCUGAGAUUACUGCCUCGGACGAAGGAUUCAAUAAUUUCAAGAAAGAACAUCUGAAUAUUUGUAUCGCUGAACUUUAUGACAUAUUAGUGUCAGCACAUUACUUGAAGAUAAAGGAUUUGGUGGAUAUUUGUGCCUGGGCUAUUUAUGACAAAAUUAAGAACAAGAGCAUUAAGGCUAUUACAGAGAUGCUUGAAAUUGAAAAUGACUUAACCCCAGUAGAGGAGGCUAAUAUAAAUAAGGAAACUUCUGGGGCCUUUGAAGGUGAUGAGAAUGAUAAUACCAUCAACUGGGGUUCUAAUAAUAUUUGGUGA
This is a messenger RNA of Lycium ferocissimum, 546 nucleotides long. RefSeq names its product SKP1-like protein 14. Lineage: Eukaryota; Viridiplantae; Streptophyta; Magnoliopsida; Solanales; Solanaceae. The transcript is spliced from 2 exons. Gene Ontology annotation, cellular component: nucleus; cytoplasm. Gene Ontology annotation, biological process: SCF-dependent proteasomal ubiquitin-dependent protein catabolic process. The coding region runs from base 1 to 546 and encodes 181 amino acids. Gene Ontology annotation, molecular function: cullin family protein binding. The record is from RefSeq and is a predicted model, not a curated record.